This is a messenger RNA of Aspergillus puulaauensis, 945 nucleotides long. RefSeq names its product SDR family oxidoreductase. Gene Ontology annotation, molecular function: 2,4-dienoyl-CoA reductase (NADPH) activity. The record is from RefSeq and is a predicted model, not a curated record. The coding region runs from base 1 to 945 and encodes 314 amino acids. Gene Ontology annotation, biological process: fatty acid catabolic process. The transcript has 6 exons. NCBI's taxonomy places the organism in Eukaryota, Fungi, Ascomycota, Eurotiomycetes, Eurotiales, Aspergillaceae.
AUGCCACUCCCCAAGUCCGAUUACCUGAGCGACUCAUGGAAGGAUGGCCUGUUCACGAACAAGGUCGUCUUCUGCACCGGUGGAGCGGGCACAAUUUGUAGCGCGCAGGUUCGGGCUCUCGUCAACCUAGGCGCCAACGCCUGCAUUGUCGGCAGAAACGUUGAGAAGACCGAGAAAGUUGCACAGGAUCUUGCCACAGCUCGUCCGGGUGCUAAGGUGAUAGGAAUCGGUGCUGUGGAUGUGCGAUCGUUCGAUAGUCUCAAGGCCUCGGUGGACCGCUGCGUAAAAGAACUCGGAGCUAUUGACUUUGUGAUUGCCGGCGCGGCGGGUAACUUCCUCGCCUCGAUCAACCAGAUCUCCGUGAAUGCUUUCAAGUCUGUAAUGGAGAUUGAUGUUUUGGGCUCAUAUAACACACUCAAGGCGACAAUCCCACAUCUCCUUGAAUCGGCAAAGAAGCAUAGAGUGGACUCGAAGUCUUUGAAACCAUCACCAGCAGGAACUGGAGGCCGAAUCAUCUUUGUUAGCGCCACACUGCACUACACGGGUGUCCCCUUCCAGGGUCACGUCGCAGUUGCAAAGGCCGGCAUUGACGCUUUGUCUAAUAACGUUGCGCUUGAAUACGGACCGCUAGGUGUUACAUCGAAUGUCAUUGCCCCGGGCCCUAUUGCGUCAACGGAGGGUCUGGACCGUCUUCUCCCAUCUGAUAAGAUGGAGAAGAUCGUCAAGUCGCAGCCACUCGGCCGGUUAGGCUCUGUUCGAGAUAUCGCCGAUGCGACUGUUUACCUAUUUGCGGACACUGGCAGCUAUGUGAGCGGCCAGAUAUUAGUCGUGGACGGUGCCAGCUGGCGUAUCUCUUCUAGCGUUGGAUCAGCGGACUACCCCGACUUCCUGCUGUCAGGCGAUACGUUCGAUAACGUGAAAGGAAAGAAGAAGUCAAAGCUUUGA